UUGCCGGAGGCUGUCAAAAGUUUAGCUAUCCAUUUAGAGAGGAAAAGAAUAUAUGCGGUUUCUUUUUAUUCCAAAUUUAUAUUGAAAUCCGAUACGCAGUAUAAUUAAUUUCGUAAUAGCUAUGUCUGAUCCCAGUUCCAAAGACACCGUAUUGAAAACGGCAAUGAUUUACGUUUGUGGAGAAUGCCACCAUGAAAACGAAAUGCGUCCUAGGGAUCCGAUCCGUUGCCGAGAAUGUGGUUAUCGCAUUAUGUACAAAAAACGAACAAAACGAUUGGUUGUGUUCGAUGCUCGUUAGGAUGGUGUAUUUAGGUUUUUAUUUUUAGAUUUAAGUAUCAUUACCUGCACAAUAUAUUGAACAAAACAUGCGAAACAAACAACGAUCAAGAAAUUGUAAUUUGCAUCGCA
Molecule: messenger RNA, 408 nt
Organism: Wyeomyia smithii (pitcher-plant mosquito)
Lineage: Eukaryota; Metazoa; Arthropoda; Insecta; Diptera; Culicidae
Gene: Rpb12
Product: DNA-directed RNA polymerases I, II, and III subunit RPABC4
Exons: 3
Coding region: 122-298 (58 amino acids)
Biological process (GO): DNA-templated transcription
Cellular component (GO): RNA polymerase I complex; RNA polymerase II, core complex; RNA polymerase III complex
Molecular function (GO): DNA-directed RNA polymerase activity; zinc ion binding; DNA binding
Source: RefSeq, a predicted model, not a curated record